Cylicostephanus goldi is the source of this 488-nucleotide messenger RNA. NCBI's taxonomy places the organism in Eukaryota, Metazoa, Nematoda, Chromadorea, Rhabditida, Strongylidae. The record is from the annotation of a GenBank genome assembly.
AUGAGAGAGCGAGGUCAUGCUCAGAAGCGUUUCGAAGAGCAAGAUUUGGGGGCUGGCUCACGUUUGGUGGUUAACCGACGACGCCAAGAAGGUAAUCCGGUGCUGAAAUACGUGAGAAAUGUUCGUUACGAAUGGGGUGAAAUAGGAACCGAUUUCGAAUGUGGGCCAACAUGCGGAGUACUGUAUUUGGCAUUAAAGUACCACAAACUUCAUCCAAACUACAUCCUUACUCGUCUUUCCGGAAAAGAAGAAAAUAAGUAUGCCUGCAAGAUACUUUUAGCCCUUUGCAAUGUUGAUGAACCGCGGCAUACUUUACGAGAGUUGAAUUUACUGUGUUAUCGCAUGGACUGGACACUGGUACUUUGCUAUUCGGUUGAAGAAGCUGCCGAAUACAUCGAAAAUCUGAAGCUAGCAGACAACAGGGAUCCAACUUUCAAGUUCGUAUCGAGGCAUCUCACUGACUACGUAAAUCUGCGCAACUUUUAGGA